GUCCAUGGCUUUCUUGAGCUCCCAACUUUUCCUUUCCUUAUAUUAAAAGUCUUCAACUCAUAGUUUAUCAAACAAUCCAAUCCCCAAAUAAACAAUCUCAUCAAUAGCCCAAAAACAAAGCCAAAAUAUUCACUUCAAUCCUGUUCUUGCUCUCUCUUCUUCCCACCCAUUGGUUUUUUGUGUUAUUAAAUCUUUUUUCAACCCUUCCACUCCUUUUUUUUUAAUACUCAUUUCAAGCUUUUGAUGCUCUUGUUCCCAUGGCCGGUUUGGAUUUAGGCACAACCCCUCGUUUCAUCCACCAUCAGCUCGACCAUCACACAUCUGAUCUCCAUCUCCACAACCCCUCCUCCGUAGAAGGAGGUCCCCACCAGCACCACUACCUUCACGAUUUGAAUAGCGUUGGUGGUGGUGGCGGAGACUACGGACUAGUUUUACAGGGUGGUGGUGGUGCUGGCCUGUCGUUUCUAGCUGGAGCAGACCAGCACCAGCACCAACAAACUCGUCAGGACGAGGAUGAGGACGACGACGAGCCUCGACAAGGGAGCCACGGUGGCGUCGUGGCGAGGAGGCCACGUGGCAGGCCGCCGGGGUCGAAGAACAAGCCGAAGCCGCCCGUGAUCAUAACGAGGGAGAGCGCCAACACGCUCCGGGCCCACAUCCUCGAAGUCGCCAGCGGGUGCGACGUGUUCGAGUGCGUGGCGAGCUAUGCGCGGCGGCGGCAGCGCGGGAUCUGCGUGCUGAGCGGCGCGGGGACGGUGACCAACGUCAGCAUCCGUCAGCCGGCCGGAGCAGCGUCGGCGGCGGCGGGGGUCGGGAAGCUCCACGGGACGUUCGAGAUCCUGUCGCUGUCCGGGUCGUUCCUUCCGCCGCCGGCGCCACCCGGGGCGACCAGCCUGACGAUCUUUCUGGCCGGAGGGCAGGGGCAGGUGGUCGGCGGGACGGUCGUCGGCGAGCUGAUCGCGGCUGGGCCGGUUAUCGUUAUAGCUUCGUCUUUCACCAACGUGGCGUACGAGCGGCUGCCGCUGGAGGAGGAAGAGGAGGACGGCGGCGGCGGAGGUGGGAGCGUUAAUCACGGCGGGUUUCCUGAUGGCGGAGCUGCUGCUGCAGCGGCGGCGGCGGGGUUGCCGUUCCUUAACUUGCCGGUGGAAGGAUGGAACGGCGGAGGAAGAGCUCCUCCCUAUUGAUGAUAUACUGGGAUUUUAUUUAAAAUUUUAUGUGUCUGUGUACGUGUGUGAAAUUUCAUCCAAAAAAGGUCAGCCAAGUUUUAGUUUUUGAAUGUCUUUCUCAUUCUUCUUCUUCCUCUACUACUACUUCUACUCCUUUUGCAAAUUCUUAUGGUUUGUUUUCGUUAGGGUUUAGACAAUUCCUAAUUCCUCUUUUUUGUUCCUUUUGUUUGGGGUAUUUAGAGCACUCAUUGUGGGGAAAAAAAUUUAAUGUUAGUCUGAUUUCGUUGGACUUUGAGUAUUCUGAUUUCGUAUGAUAAAUAAUCAUCCUUAAAUUUA
Molecule: messenger RNA, 1502 nt
Organism: Linum trigynum
Lineage: Eukaryota; Viridiplantae; Streptophyta; Magnoliopsida; Malpighiales; Linaceae
Source: the annotation of a GenBank genome assembly